GUGUGCGCGUAGGACGCGCGGCCUGGCGCUGUGGCUGCCCAGCUGCAGUACGAUUUGGUGGUCUUCGUGCGCUGCGACUGAUUGCAGUGACUUUUUUUUUUUUAAUCCUCUGAAUGUGUGCCAGCGUAUGUAUUUAUAUGUCAUCCUAAACAGUCACACAUUCCAACAUUCCUCUGGUUCUCCUAUUUAUAAUGUUGGAGAACUUAAGGGACAAGUUACACAGCGUUCAGCAGCUGGAUUUCAGUUUCAGUCUCCGAAACCUUAGCCUCGGUGAUACCUCACUUCCAAAAUCUCAACAGGAAUGCGAAAAACGGCUUCUAAGUGCUGGAGCUGAUCUGUUACAUUACUACCAGUCAAAGUGGGAAGAGUUGCACAGCCAAAAUGAAGGCAACGCCAAGAGAGCUGAAGAGGUAGAUGUCCUGAUCACAGGGCUGCAGUCCUACUGCCACCAGCAGUUGGUCAGCAUGCAGCAGCUGAACUUACAGUUGACACAGCUGCCCAAGCUACAACAGGGCGUCCAGGACCUCAUGAACACCAUAGGAGAGUUGGAAGGUAUGUUUGAGGAGGUUGAACUUCGCCUGGUAAGCCUGGAGGAUGUCAUCGAGACACAAGCUCUGCAGGAGAAGCAGCUAGACGAAAGGUUCAAGCUUGCAUUGUAUGGAGAAAAAAAGAAAGGACACUUUGAGAGCCUCAAAGAUAAACUGGAAGAAGACCACCAAACGCUACUUCGACAGCUGGAAGAACAAGAGCAGGAAGUGCUGCGAGAACGGCAAGAGACCUUUGGGGAAGUCUUUCGCAGGGAUCUUGAAGCAUACAAAGAACAAGGGACGCUGCACCGAAUUGAAGCUGUGCAUGAUGCACAAGUUGACUUGGAAGACAUUGACCUGGAAGGGAACGAUGAAGAGCGCGAAGCGCUGGACGAGUUCUUGGCUGACGUAAUCUCUACGACAGAUGGUUCAGUAGCAGUGGAAGACAGCAUUGAAGAAAUAGCAGCACAGUAGCAGUGGUGGCCCCCCUUUUUUUAUAUGCUUAUGACAUCUGUUUGCAUACAAAAGAGCCAUGGAUGCAGAACAAAAGAUGGUGCAGCUUGUAAUCAUGAUACCAUGUUCACAUGCUGGAACUUGGGACUUCAAAUGCAGUUUCAUUCCUCUAGUCCAUGCACUAAGCCUACUUUGCUUGCAUGCACUUAAAGAGAUAUAUAUGUAAUAUACUGACCACUAUGCUUCAGUGCAAAAGAACAAUAAAGAAAUGAAAUGUGUGCA
Molecule: messenger RNA, 1262 nt
Organism: Dermacentor silvarum
Lineage: Eukaryota; Metazoa; Arthropoda; Arachnida; Ixodida; Ixodidae
Gene: Dysb
Product: dysbindin protein homolog
Exons: 9
Coding region: 192-1001 (269 amino acids)
Biological process (GO): negative regulation of protein kinase activity
Cellular component (GO): cytoplasm
Source: RefSeq, a predicted model, not a curated record